This is a messenger RNA of Rhinopithecus roxellana (golden snub-nosed monkey), 1610 nucleotides long. It is a transcript of the gene NARF, whose product is annotated as nuclear prelamin A recognition factor. Gene Ontology annotation, cellular component: lamin filament. Lineage: Eukaryota; Metazoa; Chordata; Mammalia; Primates; Cercopithecidae. Gene Ontology annotation, molecular function: lamin binding. The coding region runs from base 135 to 1505 and encodes 456 amino acids. The transcript is spliced from 11 exons. The record is from RefSeq and is a predicted model, not a curated record.
CGAAUGCGGCCGUGGGGGGUGAGGCCGCAUCGGGGCAAGACAACAAAGGGCCGCGGGCGGCGGGCGGCGGUGUCCCAGUCUCCCGGUGCUUCCCUCAGGCUGAGGCGCCCGGCCUCCCGCCCGCAGCGCUCCAGAUGAAGUGUGAGCACUGCACGCGCAAGGAAUGUAGUAAGAAAACAAAAACUGAUGACCAAGAGAAUGUGUCAGCCGAUGCACCGAGUCCAGCCCAGGAAAAUGGAGAGAAGGGAGAAUUCCACAAGCUGGCUGAUGCCAGGAUAUUUUUGAGUGACUGCCUGGCAUGUGACAGCUGCGUGACUGCAGAGGAAGGAGUCCAGCUUUCCCAGCAAAAUGCCAAGGACUUCUUCCGCGUUCUGAACCUUAACAAGAAAUGUGAUACCUCAAAGCACAAAGUGCUGGUAGUGUCUGUGUGUCCUCAGUCUUUGCCUUAUUUUGCUGCUAAAUUCAAUGUCAGUGUAACUGAUGCUUCCAGAAGACUCUGUGGUUUCCUCAAAAGUCUUGGGGUGCACUAUGUGUUUGAUACGAGGAUAGCUGCGGAUUUUAGUAUCCUGGAGAGCCAAAAAGAAUUUGUGCGUCGCUAUCGCCAGCACAGUGAGGAGGAACGCACCCUUCCCAUGCUGACCUCUGCCUGUCCUGGCUGGGUCCGAUAUGCCGAGCGGGUGCUGGGCCGUCCCGUCACUGCCCACCUCUGCACCGCCAAGUCCCCCCAGCAGGUCAUGGGCUCUUUGGUGAAGGAUUAUUUCGCCAGACAGCAGAACCUGUCUCCAGAGAAGAUUUUCCACGUCAUCGUGGCCCCUUGUUAUGACAAGAAGCUAGAGGCUCUUCAGGAAGGCUUUCCCCCCGCUUUGUAUGGCUCCCGGGGCGCUGACUGCGUGUUAACAUCAGGUGAAAUAGCUCAAAUAAUGGAGCAAGGUGACCUCUCAGUGAAGGAUGCUGCCGUCGACACUCUGUUUGGAGACUUGAAGGAGGACAAGGUGAUGCGCCAUGAUGGAGCCAGCUCGGACGGGCACCUGGCACACAUCUUCAGACAUGCGGCCAAGGAGCUGUUCAACGAGGACGUAGAGGAGGUCACUUACCGAGCCCUGAGAAACAAAGACUUCCAAGAGGUCACCCUUGAGAAGAAUGGGGAGGUGGUGUUACGCUUUGCUGCGGCCUAUGGCUUUCGAAAUAUCCAGAACAUGAUCCUGAAGCUUAAGAAGGGCAAGUUCCCGUACCACUUUGUGGAGGUCCUCGCCUGUGCUGGAGGAUGUUUAAAUGGCAGAGGCCAAGCCCAGACUCCCGAUGGACAUGCGGAUAAGGCCCUGCUGCGGCAGAUGGAAGGCAUUUACGCUGACAUCCCUGUGCGGCGUCCAGAGUCCAGUGCACACGUGCAGGAGCUGUACCAGGAGUGGUUGGAGGGGAUCAACUCUCCCAAAGCCCGAGAGGUGCUGCACACCACAUACCAGAGCCAGGAGCGCGGUGCACACAGCCUGGACAUCAAGUGGUGAAGUCAGGCCAGGGCCUUCCAGCUGCUCUUAGGGCCAGAGCCACUCUCAGUAGAGGGAGGGGCUGCCCCGAGUGGAGUAUUAAAGACACUUAAGAAAACUGCUCAA